AUGUGCGUCCUAUCAGAUAAUGCUGCAGAAGAUCCAAGAAUUGUAGCCGUUGUGCCUGGUUCGGCGCCUGCAUCUGCUUCCGCUUCUACUCGCCAUCUCCAUUGUUCCGUCAUCAUGGCUUCCGAGCUCGAUCAGUCCCUCGACGAUAUCAUCAAGUCUAAGAAGUCGUCUGGUCGUGGCGGCAGCCGAGGGGGACGCGGAUCCGGAUCUGGUAGGGGCUAUGGUCCUGUUCGCAGAUCUGGACGAGGCGGAUUUCGAUCAACACCAUAUGGCCAGCCUGCUGCCAUGGUAACUGACCGUGCCUGGCAACACGACAUGUACGAUGCUGGCGCAGUUGCUGUUCCGGCAGCCGGACGUGCCGCAGGACAAGGCAUCGAGACAGGGACGAAGCUGUAUGUGUCGAAUCUGGACUACGGCGUGUCGAACGACGACGUUAAGGAACUCUUUUCGGAGAUUGGAGAGCUCAAGCGCUUCUCGGUUCACUAUGACAGAAGUGGGCGAUCUAAGGGCACAGCGGAAGUUGUGUUCGCACGGAAAGCGGAUGCCUUGGCAGCCAUGACCCGGUACAACAACGUUCAGUUGGACGGGAAACCUAUGAAGAUUGAGCUCAUCGGUUCCACUGUUGCUCCUGCUGUUCCGCCUGUCGCGAGGGUGGCAGUUGCACCAGCUAUUGUCGCGCCGUUUGGCUUUCCUGCAGGGGGCGGUGGGUUUGGUGGACGCGGCCGAGGUGGAAGGGGAGGUGCUCGAGGUCGGGGCCGGGGGAGAGGCAGAGGCAGGAAGUCAGAGGCUCCCAAGACCCAAGAGGAGCUUGAUGCAGAGCUUGACCAGUACAACGCUAAGAAGGACACUAUGCAGUCUUGA
This is a messenger RNA of Closterium sp. Yama58-4, 861 nucleotides long. The record is from the annotation of a GenBank genome assembly. Lineage: Eukaryota; Viridiplantae; Streptophyta; Zygnematophyceae; Desmidiales; Closteriaceae.